GAAUUACAGGCUCAAAAUGAAUAUCUAAGGAAUCAAUUGUUAAAAUACCCAGAAAAUCGCAACAGAAACAUGAAUGAUUACUUAUCUUCAAGUAUUAGUCAAUUAACUACUGAUGUCACUACUUUAAAAGCUAAGCUGAAAGAGAUGGAACAAUUGAAAAAUUCUAUGGAUGAAAGCUGCAAAGAGGCUGUUCAAGAAUAUCAUUUCAUAGUAGUGAAACAACUUACUGAUUUAAAACAACAGUUGGACGAGUCUCGAUUGAGAAACGAGGCUCUGGACCAUACUGUAGCUGUAAUAGCUAAAAAGUUGGAACAAAUCAGCCAUGGUAAGGUAAGAAGUAGAACCUUUAUUUGUAAAAUGAGAACUGUAAGAUAUAUUUUGAAGGAUGAGCAAAGUAAAGCAGUGGAACAACAAUGGUUAGAUAAAAUAAAGAUGAUAUGUGAACGAUUUGAUUCAUUUACAAAAGAGAAGAAUAAAGAAUUACAACUAAAACAGGAUUUACUUGAAAAAAGAGAUAUAGAAUCAUCAAAAAAGGAUGCAGGAAGGAAGGAAGAAAUUGAAUUACUGACUAAUAAAAUACAAAAUUUAGAAAUGAAAUUAGAAAUGAAGUUUAGAGAUGUAUUUCUUUGUAAAUCAUAGAAUAUUUCAAUACGUUUAUACUUAAAUAUAUUAUUGACUAGUACUGUAUUCCUCUCAGGAAGAUAAAUCACAGAAAAUGAUAGUUGAACAAUGUACAAUGAUGAAAGGAGAAUUAAAUAAAAUGAGAAUCGAAAUGGAUCAUGAAACUCAGAAACAAAAUCAAAAUUUAAUGUCUGAAGUUUCUACUUUGAAAAAGGCUGUUGUAAAACUAGAAAAAUCAAAGGAGAGACUCGAGUACGAUUAUGAAAAGAAACUGUCGCAUAUCAUCAAGGUAAAUUAAUUAAGAUAUUAUAUUACUAGGAAUUAGUUCUACUUUAUGUAUUAUAUCAUAGAACAAAGAUAUGGAAAUAAAAGCCUUGCAUUUACAACUGCAAAAACAAAAAAAUGAAUUGUACACAUCUCUGAGUAUAAAGAAGCAAAAUGAAGUGGAUAAUAUAGUUUCUAUAUUAGAGGAGCGAUAUAAAACGCUUUUGGCAGAAACAGAAGCAAUGUCAGAAUCUAAAAUUCAGGAGUAUCUUAUGGUACUGAGCGCCGUAAAUUUUAUUUAAAAGUAAUCUAAAAAUAUACGCAAUAAGAUAAUAAUAAUGGUUAUUACAAAUUUUAGAGAAUAGCUAUUCUUGAAGAUCAAGUACUUAAUAUGAAGAAAUUUGAGUCGACCUUAUAGCGUAGUGAUUUCGUAAUAGUUUAUAGUAGAAUAUAAUUAUAUAAUUGUAAAUUAUAUAUAUGUUUGUUCUUAAUAAAGGGUACAAGAAACGA
Bombus huntii is the source of this 1395-nucleotide messenger RNA. RefSeq lists its product as uncharacterized. NCBI's taxonomy places the organism in Eukaryota, Metazoa, Arthropoda, Insecta, Hymenoptera, Apidae. The record is from RefSeq and is a predicted model, not a curated record. Bases 70 to 639 code for a protein of 189 amino acids. The transcript has 2 exons.